This is a messenger RNA of Penicillium argentinense, 1170 nucleotides long. RefSeq lists its product as uncharacterized. Lineage: Eukaryota; Fungi; Ascomycota; Eurotiomycetes; Eurotiales; Aspergillaceae. The record is from RefSeq and is a predicted model, not a curated record. The transcript has 3 exons. Gene Ontology annotation, molecular function: fatty-acyl-CoA binding. Gene Ontology annotation, biological process: fatty acid metabolic process. The annotation marks the transcript as partial.
CGCGUCUUCGUCCAUGCCUUGAAUACCGUCAAGAGGAUUCCCCGGACCGGGACCGCGCGCCCGCCGGCGGCGGAGCGGUUGAAGCUUUAUGGCUUGUAUAAACAGAGCAUGGAGGGGGACGUUGAAGGUGUUAUGGAUCGUCCGAUUGGGAAUACUCCAGAGGUGCACGCGGAGUGCGAGAAGUGGGAUGCCUGGUACGCCCAGCGCGGCAUCUCGCGCACCGAAGCCAAACGCCGCUAUAUCGGAACCCUGAUCGAUACAAUGCAUACUUACGCAUCACAAACGCCCGAAGCACGCGAGCUAGUCUCCGAACUCGAAUUUGUUUGGGAUCAAAUCAAAUACAACGCCUCCUCAUCUUCCUCAUCAGGUCCACUAAAUGCCGUCGGCGUCCCGCCUUUAUCACGCCACAAAGGCAGCGCAUACGGCAGCAUAGGUGGCCGACUAGCACAAUCAUCAGAGCAAUACGAGCGGCCAAAUAUCCGAGCCGACGAUGGAAAUGGCUCUCGACUCCGCGUCCUCAGUCCCAUGAGCCAACCCGAGGAAGACGAAUACUAUCGUCGCCGGAGGCGGCGCUCAACAGAUGAUGUUGAAGAGCAAGUAAUAGAUGACGACGAUGACGACGAGGACGAAGAGUACGAAGAAGCUCGUGACAGCCUCUACGAAGACCAAGACCAUGCCAGCUCCCACACCGGCACAGGCACCGGGAUGGACCGCACCGCCUCACACGGCGACGACCGCUCCCAUCAUCAACACCGCCUCAACCAACACUCCAUAGCGAGUGGCAGUGGCGACCUAGAAAGUAACGCCCACCACCGCAGAGACUCACACGAUCCCUCUUCUCCAAGAAAUAGCCGAUGGCGCCGCCGCGUCGAGCAGGCCUUGACCAAGAUGACCGCGGAGAUUGCAGCCGUCCGCGAACAGAUGGAGGUCCGCACGCUAGCGAAUCGACGACGGUCCGGAAUCUGGGCUUGGCUGAAGUGGAUUCUAUGGACGGUCACUCGCCAGAUUAUCUGGGACCUGGCCCUUUUGGGCGUUCUGCUCAUCUGGAUGCGGAUGCAUGGUGAUCGGCGUGUGGAAGAUAAAUUACGUUCCGGGUGGUCGGAGCUUAAGGCACGGCUGGGCCGGUUUAAGCUUCUUCGUCGUGUUGGCCAGGCUCCUCUUCUUCCUUGA